Molecule: messenger RNA, 1946 nt
Organism: Pectinophora gossypiella (pink bollworm)
Lineage: Eukaryota; Metazoa; Arthropoda; Insecta; Lepidoptera; Gelechiidae
Exons: 2
Coding region: 145-1845 (566 amino acids)
Molecular function (GO): nucleic acid binding; zinc ion binding
Source: RefSeq, a predicted model, not a curated record
UUUCAUAUCCCUACAAUUUUGGGGGCUCGUCCGGGAUUGAAAGGAGAAGUUACGGUUGGAGAACGGGUGCCGGGUGCAACAGGACGACGACGGUUGGAUUGCCACGCGGAUUUUUGGUUAACGACGGAACGACGAAAAAAAAAUAUGGCGGAAGAAAAGACGACGACGGCGACAACGAUGUUUCUGGAAGGCUGCAACAUCACCCAAUUCACAGGAGAGGAUCCGACGUAUUCAUCAAGCAAAUGGUGUCAGGAUAUAGAGGACAAUGCGGAGAUUUUUUCAUGGACGCCGCAUCAAAAACUUAUUAUAGCCAGGCGAACGCUAAGCGGGACGGCAGCUUUGUGGCUUAGAUCAGAGCGAGUUUUUAAAAGCUACGAUGACCUGAAAGCGGCGCUGACCAAGGAGUUUCCAGACACCGUUAAUGUGAAGGAAAUGCACGAGUUAAUGGCGGCUCGCAAAAAGCAUAGUAACGAAUCUGUGUACCAGUACAUGCUGAUUAUGAAGGAGCUGGGAAAGAGAGCAAGAUUUCCCGACUACAUAGCGAUUCAAUACAUAAUAGACGGUAUAGUAGAUCACGAAUAUAAUAAACAUAUGCUACACGGUGUGACGACGUACUCCGAUCUCAAAACGAAGUUGGCUAUCUACGAAAAAAUCAAAACAAAAGCCAGUGAAGCAAGCCGACAGCGAGGAACCGAGAGAAACCGGGCGGUUUAUAAUCAACCGGGAACGAGAUAUUCACGACCAGUUCAAGUGCAAUACGUGCAUAAGCGCUGCUAUAACUGUGGAGAGAUGGACCAUGUAUCAAGUGAGUGCAAAAAUGGACUAAAGUGCUUUAGGUGCAAUCAGUUUGGACAUAUUCGGCAAAAUUGUAAGGCGAAUCCAGUGCAUACGGGUGUUAGUGGACGGAACGCAGACAUGGCGUCGGCUAGACGAGAACAGGCGGAAUGCGACAUCGGCGAUCGUCGGGUGAGUUCGGGCGCUUUCGGCGGCGACGGGUGGCGAAAGCGGUCGGCUAUGUUCGGAGUGAAGUCUGAGGUCUAUGGUGCAUUGCCGAGAUAUGGCAACACUGAAGAGAAUGAAUUGAACGUACGAACGAAGGACGCAAGCGGCCAUGACACGUAUACCGAGCCAGAAAAUGAUCGCGAAAAAAAAAAAGAUUUGACAGAUCACUUCAAUAUUUUUCAUGGCGUAAACAAAGAAUUUCAAGUGAAGAAGCCGGAAAAGUUAGUUUUAUUGAACAAGUUUAGUGUAAAUUCACUGUUCGACACCGGCAGUGAUUGUAAUUUAAUGGCUAGGUCAGUGUGUUCAAAGAUAGGUAGCGAAAUUAUUGAUGAAAAGAUAACCAUGACGGGUUUAGGCGAAUGCCAGGUUUGUUCCAUGGGAAAAGUUUACGUUGAAAUGUUAGUAGAUGAUAAUGUGUAUAACAAUGUUGUAUUUCAUUUAGUUCCUGAUGAAGUUAUGCCCUACGAUGUAAUAUUAGGCCAGGAGUUUCUGAGUGGUGUCACCAUGAUAAUGAAUGCAGGAGUAGUAACAUUGAGGAAUGACAAUUGGAUAGGUAACAUUGAUUCUUUUGCAGGUUCUACUGAAGUAGAUGUAGCUCAUGUGCAGGACAUAAGCAUCCGGAAUGAGGUAAUGCAGUGUGUACAGGAAUACCAGCCCACUCAAGAGGAGGAAGCACCCAUACAAUUAAAAAUUAUACUGAAGGAUGACAUUCCCAUACGUCAACGGCCACGACGAUUAUCAUUAAUGGAGCAGCAAGUUGUAGAGGAACAGGUAGAUGAAUGGUUGCGCAAAGGAAUUAUACGGCUCAGGAUGAGAGGCAAGGACUUGAGAGACUACGAAUGAUGUUGAGCGUAGCUUCACGAUAUGGACUACAAAUGAACUGGAAAAAGGCCAAGCUGCUACAGCGAGAAAUUGAAUACCUUGGGCAUAUUGUGAAGGAUGGA